Diversispora eburnea is the source of this 765-nucleotide messenger RNA. The record is from the annotation of a GenBank genome assembly. NCBI's taxonomy places the organism in Eukaryota, Fungi, Glomeromycota, Glomeromycetes, Diversisporales, Diversisporaceae.
AUGAGAGAAAGAAAUAGGGAAAAGAAAUAUCGAGCUCAAGAACAAUCGCCUUGCGACAAAAAUUUGGGCACCUCUAAUUCAACCGAUGAGGAAUCACAUGAUGUAAAAAUUGUGAAUCCGGAUUCACAAAAUUUUAAAAAUUCUUCCGGAUCCACAGCUAUUCCAAACGAUAGUAUUUCUGAUAUUGAGAUGGACAAUGACCAAAUCGUGGAACAAGAAUUGAAACAACAAUUAGAAUUGCAUCAUCCAUUAAUAUGGCAAAGAUAUGACAGAAGAAUCAAAGAAAUUUUUGCUGAUGGUAACAUUAAAAUCAAUACUGCGAAACAACAAGUAUAUCAAGAGGUUAAACAGUUACUUCCAGAUAUUAGCGAUGUAAGUGAACCUGUUACAACUCCUAUUCCUUCGUCUUAUAUCUCUAAUUCUUCAGGUCCAGACGAUUUGACAAAAACCAAGGUAACUAUACCACCUACACUAAUCAAAUCUCAAUCAAAUGCCCCUUUGAAGCUCUUCCCACUCAAGAGAAAGCUGUCAAAAGAAGUGCGUAAUCAGGUCAUUAAUAAAUUAACCACACAUUUUACCGACUCACAAAAGUUGGAUAAAAAUAGUAGUAUAGAUACAGAAGGUGAGCAUCAAACUGAUUCCUAUUGGGUUCUCGGUUCGCAUUGCCCACUAUGUAGAGAAAAUCAUAUGAGUUUAAAUGAGCCAGGAAUUCCACUCGAUGAUAUAUUAAAAGCAUAUUCUGGAAAUUCAGAACUGGUUCAAUAA